GUUAUUAUCCUCGCUUUGUGCGUCGCUGCGGCGAUGGCUUUGCCAAAUGGCCAUUCUUUAGUUAUUCAUCACCAUCCAUCUCACCAUGGCUAUGGUCAUGGACAUGGUGGGCACGGAGUCAGCACAAGAUAUGAUGUCAGACACCAUGGUUACGCUCACCCUCAUGGACUUAAAUAUGGCCACGGUAUCGGUUAUGGACAUGGACACCACGGGCACGGACUGGAUCAUGGUUUGGGUCAUGCUCAUGGAUAUGGACUCUCACAUGGAUAUGGACAUGAUUUAGGAUUAGCUCAUGGAUACGGCUUAGGCCAUGGAUUAGGCUUGGGUCACGGACAUGGAUAUGGAUAUCAUUAA
Molecule: messenger RNA, 354 nt
Organism: Parasteatoda tepidariorum (common house spider)
Lineage: Eukaryota; Metazoa; Arthropoda; Arachnida; Araneae; Theridiidae
Source: RefSeq, a predicted model, not a curated record